This is a messenger RNA of Ostertagia ostertagi, 384 nucleotides long. Lineage: Eukaryota; Metazoa; Nematoda; Chromadorea; Rhabditida; Trichostrongylidae. The record is from the annotation of a GenBank genome assembly.
GGACAGCUGUGGAGAGCUGAUCGAAAAGUGUUUUCGUUUUCAGGUGGAGUACCAUCAGCUCGAAAGGAGGUCAUCCGGCACAAGAUCCGAGCUAUAGGCAAAAUGGCGCGCGCCUUCUCUGUGCUCAGAGAGGAAAGCGAGACGGUGUUGGCGCUUAAAGGUCUCACGCCAACCGGAACGCUACCGUUGGGCAUACUGCAUGAGGGUAGACGUGGAGUACAAGAGGCCCUGACAGGUGUACAACCGGGCCAUCGUAUUCAGUCGUUUGCGGAGGCAAAGAGGCUCGAUCAGAUGAACGAGCGUAUGCCGCCGUCGAUGGCGACACCUGGACAAUCGCCGUCAUCGUCACCGCAACCACGUGCGCGUAACGGACCCGAUGCAUAA